GUCGAAACAAACCAGUCAACCAAUCAGCGUGUCCGUUUCAAGAGGUAUCGGCUAGCAUUUCGACAAUAACACGAUCUUUUUUUCCAAAAUACUGUUAAAAAAUAUAAAAUACUAGAGAAAAUGUCUUUAUCCCGUAGAGAAUGGGAUGAUAUGAAAUCCCAGUUGGAGGGGACUGUCAACAAAUUUCUGGGAUUUUCAGAGCCAAGUCUUGUUACUGCAGCAUUGAAUUGUAUAGACAAAGGAUAUGAAAGAGACAAAGCAAUUCGGAAGUUAUCAGAAAUUCUGGACGACUCCCAAUCAGAAAAAUUUGCAGAUAAACUGUUCAGAGUUUGGGACGAAUUCAAAGCUAGUAGUAGAAAAAGACAAAAGAGAAAGGAAUAUGAAAGUGCUGCAUCCACAGAAGAAACAAAGAAAAAAAGAAAGUUUGUAGAUGAUACACCAGAGGCAGUUAUAAACCCAAGUCCUGGUCAGCUGACCACAGAUCAGAUAAAGAAGAUGAUGACCAAUGCCACAAAAAUGAUAGAAGAAAGAAAAGCCCAGUUAGCUGUUACCAUGCCAAUUAAACAACCAUUGCCCCAGUUGUCCCGUGAUGAAAUGUUGAUGAAUGAAGCCAUGGAAAAAGUUAGGAAAACACAGGAACUACAGUCGAGGAUUCAGAAACAGAUAUCUGGCCUAGGAACAGCAGUUCCUGGAAUAAAAAGUGUGCCUGGUGGUUUAGCAAAUCCCCCACCACUGAUUUUAGACAGAGAAGGACGAACCAUUGACUCAGCCACAGGAGAAGUUAUACAGCUUACACAACACACGCCAACACUAAGGGCAAACAUCAGGGCAAAGAAAAUCAAAGAUUUUAAGGGAAUUCUUGAGAAACCUCCGGAGGAAAUAACUGAGGGCAACUUCUUUGAUCCUAGAGUUGAUGUGAAAGCUGCACAGAGACCCAAAAGAGGAUUUAAAUUUCACGAGAAAGGAAAGUUUGAGCAAGUGGCACAAAGAUUAAGGACAAAAGCACAGCUAGAAAGAUUGCAGAAUGAAAUUGCUUAUACUGCAAAGAGGACUGGUAUUGCAUCAGCAGCAAAAUUAGCAACAAUAGCUCCAAAGAAAGAAUUAAGUGAAGGAGAAAUACCAGACAUAGAAUGGUGGGAUACAUAUAUUUUACCCUCACACACGUACAAUGAUUUAGAGAAUCUUGUGGAGUCAUUAACUGGUAUAACAAACCUUGUAGAACAUCCAAUACAGAUGAAACCUCCAGCUGAGCCUGACAAGGAGCCAGAAAUUCCAGUCUACCUCACAAAGAAGGAGAGAAAGAAAUUACGUCGACAAAACAGACAGGAAGCUCAAAAAGAGGAACAAGAAAAAAUACGACUUGGUUUAUUGCCUCCACCAGAGCCAAAAGUACGGAUGGCUAACUUGAUGAGGGUGUUAGGAACUGAAGCAGUACAGGACCCUACAAAGAUAGAGGCUCAUGUGAGAGCUCAGAUGGAGAAAAGACAGAAAGCUCACGAAGAGGCUAAUGCAGCCAGAAAAUUGACACCAGAGCAGCGACGAGAAAAGAAAAUGAGAAAAAUAAAAGAAGAUACCACACUUGGUGUUCAUGUUUCUGUAUAUAGAUUAAAAGAUUUGAAAAAUCCAGCAAAGAAAUUUAAAGUAGAAGCAAAUGCAAAUCAGCUGUUUAUGACAGGAAUUGCUGUGUGUCAUAAAGAUUGUAAUGUUGUAGUGGUAGAAGGAGGUCCUAAACAGCAAAGAAAAUUCCGUCGACUAAUGAUGCACAGGAUUAAAUGGAAUGAAGACACACAGAAAAGAUCAAAAGACGAUGAAGACAGUGACUCAGAAGAAGAAACAGACAAAAGUAACAAAUGUUCCUUAGUCUGGGAGGGUACCACAAAGAACCGAGCAUUCGUAGAAAUUAAAUUCAAAGUGUGUCCAACAGAAGCUUUCGCUAGAGAACAAUUUAAAAGAUUUGGUGUUGAACAUUACUGGGACUUAGCUUAUAGUGGUGCUAUCAUGGAAACCACAGGAGAUGACCUUUGAUUCAGAUUAAAUUUGUUUUUCAUAA
This is a messenger RNA of Mytilus trossulus (common blue mussel), 2050 nucleotides long. Its product is annotated as U4/U6 small nuclear ribonucleoprotein Prp3-like. NCBI's taxonomy places the organism in Eukaryota, Metazoa, Mollusca, Bivalvia, Mytilida, Mytilidae. Gene Ontology annotation, biological process: mRNA splicing, via spliceosome. The transcript is spliced from 20 exons. The coding region runs from base 121 to 2025 and encodes 634 amino acids. The record is from RefSeq and is a predicted model, not a curated record. Gene Ontology annotation, cellular component: U4/U6 x U5 tri-snRNP complex.